Messenger RNA from Dentiscutata erythropus, 252 nucleotides. The record is from the annotation of a GenBank genome assembly. NCBI's taxonomy places the organism in Eukaryota, Fungi, Glomeromycota, Glomeromycetes, Diversisporales, Gigasporaceae.
AUGAAAAUUCAUAAGGAGCCACUGCAAAAUGAUGAUAGCUUUCCCUCAAAUGAAUAUUUUGAUAUGGAAGAAAACGAUGAAUUGGUUUUUGAUGCUUUAGCUUCAUUGCCACCUGAAGGAAGAAAUGAGGCCAUCAGCUUAUAUAAAAGCAAUGGCAAUGAAAAAAUAGAAUAUGCCUCAGAAAGUCAAAUAAAUAAUAAGCAUGCUAAUAGUCAAGCAGGUGUGUAUAAGGCCCAAAAUGAUAAUCGAUAG